AUGGCCUCGGAGUCCGUCGUCGAUUCUUUCCGACCCGUUGAAAUGAGCACAGACGUUGUCUCUACCGAUUCGUCCAAGACUCGGACGCUGCCUGAUCUGGGGACCAUCGACAUCAGACAGGCUGGAUGGGUCAUCUUGGACGUGUUUGUGUCCGGACGUUAUUGCAAAUAUGUCCGCAAUCUCCCGCAAUCUCCAUGGAUCAUCGACGGCGUGCGAAAGUGCGAAAGCUCUGUCCAAGAACUUAUCGGACCCAUCCUGGCCGCGCACUUCGUCGCCGACAGCUACAAAUUUAUGGCCUCCGGACGCGAGGACGUCGACGUCCGCAUGCUGGGUCGCGGCCGCCCAUUCAUCGUCGAGCUCAUAAACACGCACCGACCCCAUCUUAGCGAGAAGCAAUAUGCGGCUAUUCAAAAAGAAAUCAACCAAAAAUCCGCCGGAAAAAUCCGCAUCCUCGACCUUCAGCAAGUCAGCGAUAAGGACACGGAGACCUUGAAGCACGGCGAAGAAUUCAAAGAGAAAUCCUACCAAUGCGUCUUGUGGAUGCCCGAACCCGUCGAACGAGAACGCCUUGAGUCUCUAAGCCAAACGCCGGAAUUCGAAAUCGAGCAGCUGACGCCCAUCAGGGUCUUGCACCGAAGAUCUUUGUGUUCCAGAAAAAGAAAAAUAUCCAAGAUGUCUUUCACGUACAUCAAUAGCCACUACGCAUUGCUGGACAUCAAAACACAAGCGGGAACGUACAUAAAGGAAUUUGUUCAUUCAGACCUGGGAAGAACAAGACCCAGCUUAGGCGAUUUGUUAGGACAAGACGUCCAAAUCCUCUAUUUAGACGUAACCGAGGUUGAGCUGGACUUCCCCAAAAAGCUAGAAAACGAAGAAGAGCCCGUUUCAAACGCUGGCACAAUACUUGACAGCAUAGAUUUAAAUAGUGUACCCUCAAUCACUUGUGCAGACGGCUCGAAAUCGCCUUCUUUUCAGCCUUCUCCCCCUCCUCAAAAUGCGCACCAAUGCUCUCCCCUUUUAUCCUAACUCUCCAGCGCGGCGGAAAGCCCUCAC
Schistocerca gregaria is the source of this 1053-nucleotide messenger RNA. Its product is annotated as tRNA pseudouridine synthase Pus10-like. NCBI's taxonomy places the organism in Eukaryota, Metazoa, Arthropoda, Insecta, Orthoptera, Acrididae. The transcript is spliced from 2 exons. Gene Ontology annotation, molecular function: RNA binding; pseudouridine synthase activity. The record is from RefSeq and is a predicted model, not a curated record. Gene Ontology annotation, biological process: tRNA pseudouridine synthesis. The coding region runs from base 1 to 1026 and encodes 341 amino acids.